Messenger RNA from Lichtheimia ornata, 1626 nucleotides. RefSeq lists its product as uncharacterized. The record is from RefSeq and is a predicted model, not a curated record. Gene Ontology annotation, molecular function: phosphoprotein phosphatase activity. The coding region runs from base 1 to 1626 and encodes 541 amino acids. NCBI's taxonomy places the organism in Eukaryota, Fungi, Mucoromycota, Mucoromycetes, Mucorales, Lichtheimiaceae. Gene Ontology annotation, biological process: dephosphorylation. The transcript is spliced from 13 exons.
AUGACAACUGUGCAUAUUGAGAACGAUCGUGGCGAGACCAUUGUGGGCCUUUUCGAACACAGGGACAUUGACGCCAAUCGAGAGAAGCCUCGCCUCGUGUUAAUCGGUCAUGGCGUGCAAGGUCACAAGAAUUAUUUGUUUCAACGCUUGCUUGGAGAAAAACUUCCUUAUUCAAGCUUCCGUUUCGACUUUCGUGGCAACGGUGAUAGUACAGGCACUGCUGGAUAUGGCAACAUUGCGAACGAUGUUGAGGAUUAUCAUACUGUCGCCAAGUACUUUGAGGACAAGGGCUAUGAGAUUUGGGCUGUGGUCGGUCAUUCCAGAGGCUCGACGGCUGGAUUGAAGUAUGCAACCACUUGUCAGAAGCCAUUGGCCCAUUUCGUCAACGUCUCGGGUCGUUAUCAGAUGAAUGAUCCUCAGAUAUUUAGAAAUCGCCCCCACUUUUUCGAGGAAUUGGAGAAGAAGGGCUAUUUUGAGUGGAAGGCACGACGCCGAGAUCAAUACAUCACCCUUAAAAUGACUCGAGAGGAUGUUGAAAAGUUCACAAAUUGGGAUAACUCGCAUGUCGCACGCAUGCCGAGAGCGACCUGCAUGUUCACGUGUCAUGGCCUUGACGAUGAUGUUGUCCCGGUCUACAAUGCUGCCAUGUUUUCCAAUAUUGUGCCCAAUCACACGCUAAAGCUUUUCCCUGGUGCCAAUCACAAUUUCAUCGGCAAGUACGAAGAAGUCGUUCAAGCCAUCUUGGAAUACUUUGAAGAGCAUGAAAAGAACGCUUUUGAAAAAGCAAGACGUAUGGGUCAAAGCACUGGUUUGGUUAUGCCACGAUGGAUCGAUGUGGAAGGUGUCAAGAACUUUAGAGAUAUUGGUGGAUGGCCAGUGAGUGAUGGCAAGGGUUAUAUCCGGGAACGAUUUGUCUUUCGAUGUGGCCAUUUGGUGAAUGUUACUCCGAAAGGUGCCGCCGUUUUGCGACAACUCAAUGUUGUAGCUGCGUUUGAUUUUCGAUCCCAUCCCGAAAUCCAACGGCAAGGUAUCAUGGCUGAUGUCCCCGGCUUGACACGAUAUCCCUCAGCCAUUUUCAGUGAAGCUGAUUAUUCCCCCGCUGCAUUGGCAUCUCGUUGGCAAGGUUACUUUGAAGGAGCAACUGGAUUUCCCAAAGUGUAUAUGGUCAUAUUGGAGAAAGGCGGGCCCCAAUUCCGUAAAAUCUUUUUGCACAUGCUCGAGAACCAUUCUCGUGAUUCAACGAAAUCAUUGAUCAUCCAUUGUACGGCUGGCAAGGAUCGCACAGGCGUAUUCAUCAUGCUUUUAUUUGGUCUUUGUGGUGUUGACGAGGAAAUUAUUGCCCGUGAAUAUGCCAUGAGCAAUCUUGGUUACUGGGAACAAGACAGCGAGCUGCAAGCCAAGGCCGAUAUGCUUAAUGUAUCCAUCGAUGAUAUGCGUUUGGUCAUGUCAGCACCGUACCUGGCAAUGAAGGAAACCAUUCGCCGCGUCAAGGAAAUGCAUGGAUCAAUUGAAGGAUAUGUCCGAAAGCAUUGUGGAUUGACAAGUGAUCAAAUCGAGGCAUUGCGAGAUCUUUUGAUUGUGCGGAUCCCCUUUGAAGAACGUCAACUUUUUAGACCCAAGUUUUGA